Molecule: messenger RNA, 2129 nt
Organism: Vidua macroura (Pin-tailed whydah)
Lineage: Eukaryota; Metazoa; Chordata; Aves; Passeriformes; Viduidae
Product: collagen alpha-1(II) chain-like
Exons: 4
Coding region: 1-1782 (593 amino acids)
Source: RefSeq, a predicted model, not a curated record
AUGUGCAGCCCCAGGGCUGGCGGUGGGGACACAACGGCACCUCCGCAGCCGCAGGGGGUACACGAGGGCACCUCCAGCAUAACCCCCGUAUUAGGGACACAAAGGGACCUCUGCAGGGCGCGGAGAGGGGCCACGGGGGCGACCCAGAGGAUGCUGACAGCAAGGAGCACGGACCCAGCACCGAGGCACCGCCGCGGCCGGCCAGGCGGCCCCGGCCCCUCGGGGCCCUCGCUACCGGCGGGGGGACCGCAGAGCCGGGCAGAGCCCCGCGGCCCCGAGGGCCGCUCCGGGGAGCCCUCAUCCCCCCGCGGGCCCCCUCACCGCCCCGGCGGCCCCGCGUUACCUGGCGGCGGCGGCUCAGCCGCGGCGGGCGGCGGCGGGGGCGGCCCCGGCCAUGUUGGUCAGGUGACGGCGGUCACAUGCGGCCGCCGCUCCGCCAUGUGCGCGGGGGGGGCCGGGCCGCGCUCGCCGCCGGGCCCCCGCGGGGCCGGGCCCGGGCUCCCUCCAGCGGCCGCGGGCCGGGGGGGGCCGCGGCGGGUGCGCGCGGCCGGGGCGCGGGGCCGUGCAUGGGCAGCGGCGGGGCGUGACGCGGCGGCGGGGCGUGACGUCACCGUGACGUCAGAGGCGCCCCGGGCUGUCAGCUGGAGCCGGGCGAGCCGCGCUGACGAGGCAGCCGGUCUUAAAGGGGUCCUCACCCGCCGCGGGCGGACCCCACCGGCGGCAGGCACCGCACGCUACGGGAGCUGCCCGGCCCCGGUGACCGUGAGCCGAGCCGGGUCCUCCCGGCGCCGCCCGGGCGCUGCCGGGCCUCCGAGCCCGGCGGGUGCGGCGGUACCCACGGGGCACACGGUCACGGCAGCCACGGGCGGCCGGACCGCGCGCGGCCCCUUUAAGGGCGCCGGGGGCUCCCGCCGGGCAGCGCCGCAUGGCGCGGCGGCGCGUGGGAGUCACGUGGGUGGGACGUGGCGGCCGCCGAUUGGCCGCCCGGCCCCGGCCCGCUGCAAUCAGCUGUUACUGGGACGAAGGGCAGGAAACGGCCUUAAAGGGGCACCGCACCUCAGAACCUCGCCCCGCGGGGCGGGAGUGGCAGCGCCGGGAGUGCCGGCGGGGCAGCGGGCGAGCGCCCCUGGUCGGGUCGGGCCGGGCCGCCGCUGCGCUGCGCUCUCCCCCGCCGGCACCCGCGGCGGGCGCGGCCCCUUUAAAGAAGUUGUCCAGUCAUCGCGCGGCGCUGCCAAGUCAUCGGGGUCAGCCGAGUUCUCGCGGCCACGCCCCCCGCGCACGCCCAUUGGUGCGCGCGGCGAGCGCUCACUUCUGAUUGGUCGAGGACUUAGAGCAACUUCUCGGAAUCGGGGCUGUGUCACCAGCCCCGGCGCGGGGAGGCGCCGCCCGACGGCGGGUGGGGGCGGCCGGGCUGUGCCCGCGACGGCGCCACGCCCCGCCCGGGGCCCGCGGAAGGGUCGAGCUCCUUCGGAGCCGCCCUGCCCCCGCCGCCCCUUCACCCGCUUGAAAAUGCCAACUCACAGCACGCGGGGCACGCCGGGAGCGCCGCGCCGCACUACAACUCCCGGCGUGCCCCGCGGCGGGGUGGCCCCGUCCGUUCCUAAGGCAACCGCCGCCCGGCCGGGCGGGAGCCGAGCUCUCCCCCCCGGGGGGUGGGCGGGGCAGAGCGCUGGCUUUCCCUUCCCAUUGGCUGAGCCGAAGCAGCUGGCUCCCGUCCAGGUGGGACCCUGCCAGCGCUGCUGGAUGCCCGAGGUGCUGCCAUGCUGCCCUGCUCCUGGCUAACCAGCACCAGUUCUUCAGUGGCAAGCUUUAUGUCCUUCUCCAGUAGCUAAAGCUGCCAGUUGAAGAACUGUUGAAUGUAGCCACUCUCUUCUCGUCACCGGGACCUUGGAUGCCAGCCAGAGCCGUGCCAUGAGCCACUCUGCAGAGUCCUGAGGAUUGGAGAGCUGAGGAUGAGUCCGACCAGGAUGAAGAAAGCCUCCUGGGAGCUUCCAGACAGAGCCUUGGCUGGAGGAUUGUAGGCAGCUGUGGCAGAAGGGAUGCCAAAUUGUGUCCCCCCCCCCGCCCUCAGUGGGGUGGCAUUGAGCUGGGAGGAGACUGAGAGAAGCAUUAAACGUUGUUUUGCUCAA